UCCCUACCUUCUCAUUUCAUUUGCAUACAUCGUGUCAGUGAAAAUUUAUAUUGUUAAUACGAAAUUUGUGAUUCUGCUGUGAUAUUCAUAAAUCUGCUGCUAUAAUCGUUGACAGUGUGUUGAGUUCAGUGUGAAAACAUAGACAGAUCUGUCAAAUUUGUGCAAGACGCUGCGCCAUUUCAUGCUACAAUUGUUAUGUAAAUAAGUAUAAUGUUCAAUAUAGUGUUUAAUUGAUAUGAAAAUAAGUAUAAUGUACACGAGUUGGUGACGUUAAAAUGCGAUCGGCGACAUGACUUGAGUUAACAAUUGCCGUAAAGUUAAUAUACCCGUAAGUGAGCUUGUACCGGUCACAACAGUCACAGGUCGACGAUGAUAAUCGCCGAUAAUAACAUGCACCAGAAAACACAUGCAACGAUCUCAUCGUUGAAUUUAAUCGAGCAGCAAAAUGCCAUCGCGAGAAAUAUUAAUGCUUGGGCGACCUCAACGACGAACACAGCACGACUCGCUGGUGAAUAAUACUAGAUACAAAAAGCAGCAGCAGCAGCUCGAUAAUUCGAGAUCAACGUCGACGUUCACCACAACGACGACGACAAAAAAGACACGAAGAAGACUCACAGUGCUACAAAAAUGCCGAGACCGUCGAGAGACACGUACGGCGAUCAGAAGCCGCCGUACUCGUAUAUCUCGCUCACAGCAAUGGCCAUCUGGUCGUCCAAAGACAAAAUGCUACCGCUCGCGGAGAUUUACAAGUUCAUCGCUGACAGAUUUCCUUAUUACAGAAAGGACACGAGGCGAUGGCAAAACUCCCUGAGGCAUAAUUUGUCCUUCAACGAUUGUUUUAUCAAGGUUCCACGAGGGCCGCAUCGACCGGGCAAAGGUGCCUACUGGGCGCUUCAUCCGGCGGCCCUGUCCAUGUUCGAAAACGGCAGCUUGCUGCGCCGUCGAAAGCGCUUCAAGCUCCACAAACCCGACAAGGAGCUACUGAAGACGGAGCUGCAAGCUCUGGCGCAGACGAUACCGCCACCUCGGCCGGAGAUCGGCUUGGCCAGUCCGUUGGGCGCCACGGAGCACGCCUCGCUGCCCCCGUCGCGCGGCUCCACCUCCGGCAUGGGUGGACUGAACUCGGCGAAUCUGCACCGGUUGCGCGAGGAUCUCAUGCGCUGGGAGAUGCAGGAGCGCGGAAUGAUGCUCGCGGCGGCCGCGGCGGCCUCCACGUCUUUCUCGACGUCGCCGGACUGCGCGUCCAACUAUUACCACUUGCUCAAUCCGGAGGCCCGUCAGCGCCUGGUCGAGGCCGAGCAGCCCAUGGAGACGGCGGCUCUUCUGCAGAACGCCGCCGCAGCUGCAGCCGCGUGGAACUUUUCCUCUUUCGGGGCAGCGACGGGCGCCUACUUGAGCAGUGGUGGCUCCCCCUACUCGUCGAGCAGCGAAACGGCUGUGGCGGCACUGAAUUAUCGCGACAGUGGCGCUUUUUACGCGCGAGAGAGGCUCGGCAGUUCCGAGGACGAGGCGAAUCAGUCACUGCCGCCGGGUUACCCUCUCGUGCUCGAGGCCCCAACCGCCGCGACCACGACGAUGAUAAGCCAUCAGGCUUGCAGCACUGCCGGUCUAUUGGCCAAGCAGAUUCGAAAGAGAACAAAGAAACCCUUUACAAUCGAAAAUAUUAUCGCGCCCGAUGAUGUGCAGCAGCAGCAGGAGGAUCAUCAGCAUCAUGUCACUCACAGCCAUCAACACCAGCACCAUAGCAGUGCCAACAAGAGGCACGACAUUGAGGAGAAGAAAAUCCAGCUCCUGUCGAUGCCACGACCGAUUUACGCAUCCGCCGCGGGCUUCGGACUUCAAGCGGGUCUAAGCGAUGGCGUUCACCAAAGGCCCAAUUAUGGGACUGCUACCUAGAGUUUGCGUAUUUAUGUAUAUUGUUUAUCACGUAAAAUGGAUACUUGGCGACGAUACGCUUAUUACGUAACGCUUUGGCUUAGCAUGUGUUUCCUCUUUGAGAAUUUGAUUUAAUUUUUUUACCGGCGAUCGGUAAUUUAAUUCAUCGCGAAGUAGAAAUGCUGUGUAAAUGACGAGUAAUAUAAUUUAGGGCGUGAAUGAUUCUUACAUGUUUACGAACUAUCCUAAUUUGUACAAAGGUGACCAGACACGUUGAUUAUACAUAUUUAUGUUAGUUUGUUGUCCGAUGAAGAUUUUUUAAGUAACCCAAACUGUACAUUGUUUUACAUUGUGAUUCAAUCCGUAACUGCAUAUUCGAAAAAAUAUCGAGGGCUGAAUUCUCGCUGAAGCUUUUUUCUUUAAAUGAUUCCAGUAACAUACGCACUCGUAUACCUACGAUAUUAUCUUACGAGUGAACAAAAUUUUUAAAUGAAUUUUAGCAAAUGAGAUAUUUCAGCCUCGUUUUCGAUCAAUUAUGAUCGCUGUACGAAGAUAUUUAUAUAUAUUUGAAAAAUAUAAAGUUUGCUGUGAUGAAAAUUGAUCGACGAGAUCUCGCUUGUAGCCCAUACACUUAGGUGACACCGAGUAAUUUUUAAAUUGAAUACAUUUUUCUCGUUUCAAAAUUCAUUGUAAAAUAUCACGAAAUUUACGUGAUUUGUACUAUCGACUUUGUGAUUAGAAUUCUCAGAAUAGAUUUUGUAGCAUAAAAUCGUAAGAUCCUAAAAUAUCGUUGACUUUGAAUGAAAAUAUAAAAUGAAUUGAAAACUGAGCGUUAAAUAAUAGCCCCGGCAUAUUUCAAAAUAGUUACUAUGUUGUCAAAAGCGGAUAAGGCAUUGCAAAUAAUUUUGCAUCAUGUAUACCGUUGCUGCAAGCGUGUUCGUGAAUAAUAUCGCUCGCGACCUUUUUACCUUUCCUCCCUUCCUCCCGACGAAACCGUAUUAAGUAUUUGUAAAUGUAGUACGAUAGUUGAUAACAAGAAACUACAA
Molecule: messenger RNA, 2921 nt
Organism: Trichogramma pretiosum
Lineage: Eukaryota; Metazoa; Arthropoda; Insecta; Hymenoptera; Trichogrammatidae
Product: forkhead box protein E3-like
Exons: 3
Coding region: 628-1896 (422 amino acids)
Biological process (GO): regulation of transcription by RNA polymerase II; cell differentiation; anatomical structure morphogenesis
Molecular function (GO): DNA-binding transcription factor activity, RNA polymerase II-specific; RNA polymerase II cis-regulatory region sequence-specific DNA binding
Source: RefSeq, a predicted model, not a curated record